Molecule: messenger RNA, 1593 nt
Organism: Phytomonas sp. EM1
Lineage: Eukaryota; Euglenozoa; Kinetoplastea; Trypanosomatida; Trypanosomatidae
Source: the annotation of a GenBank genome assembly
AUGGUAACAAAAUCGGCUUCAGUUUUUGCCCUAGAUGUGGCCUGCGCGAACAGAAACGCGAUCGAGCAGGGCUGCGAGCUGUGCAUACGAUCCACGCUCGAUAUCAUGGUGCACACGCCGCACGAUGAGCUAGGCCUUGUGUUCGCUGGCACCAAGGAAACCCUCAAUCCGCUCUUCAGGAGCGGCGAUACGCGGAGGUGGUACGAGCACAUCAUCGUGAAGCACGAUAUUAUGCAGCCUACCACGGUGGCUACCCUUAGGCCGCUGCUGGAUCUGUCGCGCCAGCUGAAUUCCGGCGACCUCUCAUCUCACGAGACGUGCGAUAUGCUGGAGACGAUCGCCAUCUGCGCACACCUGCUUUCUGCGCGCAAAGGCGGCGCCUUGACCAUCUACUUCAUCACCGAUGCGAAGGACGAGGUCGCCCGGAAGGAGGAGGUCUACUCGAUUCUGAAACUGCUCCAGAAGGAAAACAUCGCGCUUGUUGUGAUAGCAGUGGACUUCAGCAAGGACAUGGGGAAUGUGGAAGCGGAAUGGGACGGUCUCCGCGCAAAGGCGCAGAAUGAAUGUGUUUUACGUUUUCUAUGCGCCUCCCUCGGGGGGCGCAGCAUGGUGGUAUCGCUGGAGGAUGCCAUUCAGAAUCUGAAAGAGGGUGUGCACCGGAACACGAUGCCGCAGCGUCCUUUUCUUAAAGUCGUGCUCACCGUUGGCGAUAUCCGCAUCGCGACACAGAUGUUCUGCAAGACACGAGAUGCCAAACCGUCUGCUCUCAAACGCGUCACCCAAGCUGGCGAGGCGAUCUCCAGGAGCUUCGAAUACAGGCGCGCCGACAACCUCGUAGCCAUCGAGGAUUGCGUCAAAUUUAUUCGUUAUGGUCAAAAUUGUAUACCGAUCACAGAGGCCGAUUUGGAAGCGAUGAAAAUUCGAGGAAUGCGCUCCCUGGUGGCACUUGCGUUUGUUCCACUGGAUGAUAUCCCGCCUUAUAUUCUCAUGGGUGGAGUUAAAGUGGUGCUAGCACUUGCUGGAGAUUAUGUCGGGCAGAAAGGUUUCUCAGCACUGGUGCGGGCAAUGGUUGAAUCCCGAAAAGCUAUGAUUGUGCGAUUUGUACGCAUGCGCGACGCUCACCCAGUUCUUGGAGUUUGCAUUGGAUCUUCUAAUGCCAAACGAGACGCGCUCUUCCUUGGCAAGCUUCCCUUUGCUGAUGAUGUAAGUCUUUAUCAAUUUCCUAAACACGAGGAAGUGGUGUGCAGUGCCGACGAAGAACAACUGGUGGCGGCAUUGGUGGACGAAAUGACGGUUGGCAGGGAGGUUCUACGACCGAACAACACAUUCAACCCUUUUCUCCAGCAGUAUUACGAAUAUCUGCGCGCGGCGCUUAAGGCUGACGCAUCGGGUGCCAAGCAGAAGUUUUCAAUCAAUGAGAUGCCAGCGCUUCUGCAGAGUCUCCGGCGUACCUCAACCGCCUUCGCAUCCCCUGGAAACACCCUUCAGCCUAUGUUGCAGCGUGUCAAGGAAAAACUUGAACUGUGCUCGAAGGCAUUUCCUUAUGUCGAGACUGACAAACCGAUCGACAUCAAAAAUCUGAACGGCUCCUGA